Molecule: messenger RNA, 2223 nt
Organism: Histoplasma mississippiense
Lineage: Eukaryota; Fungi; Ascomycota; Eurotiomycetes; Onygenales; Ajellomycetaceae
Exons: 5
Coding region: 1-2223 (740 amino acids)
Biological process (GO): protein polyubiquitination; ubiquitin-dependent protein catabolic process; positive regulation of proteasomal ubiquitin-dependent protein catabolic process
Cellular component (GO): ubiquitin ligase complex; cytoplasm
Molecular function (GO): zinc ion binding; ubiquitin conjugating enzyme binding; ubiquitin protein ligase activity
Source: RefSeq, a predicted model, not a curated record
AUGGCAAAUGCCUGCGAGGAACGCCCUAUCAAUCUGCCCCGCUCCCUGAUCCUUCUCGAGCCCCCGCAGGAAUUCAGCCAGCGGGCUCUGCUAGACUGGCCGCAGUUGGUGGGACUGAGAGAGCUGGACUUGGGAACUGACAAACUCCCACCUCUUCACUGGCUUGCGCACCCUUUCCCUGCCGAGCUCGAAGUUAUACCAGAUAAUAUCCCUCCUGAUGUCAUAACUAUUAUCCACCAGUCCUUGUCUUUUGACCUGUACAGGAAAAGCGCAUUGCCUUCUCAGGAUGGCGGGUCAGAUGCGCACCAGAAUGGGUCUCUCAUUUCCAAUUCGCAAUGCAGACAGCGAAAAGGUUCGAUCUCACAGUUAUCUCGCUUAUCAUCGCUAAACAAUUCUGAGGGGAGUCGAUCGCCCUCGAAGCGCUCGGUAGACUCUGGGUCUAUUAGACGUCCUCUGGUCUGGAUUGGCAGUAAGAAGUCGAACCCUACCAGGGCACUUAGGGAUAGAUUAAGGGAGCGCAAUACAUUCAAGGAAUGUUCGAGUUGUUUUGACGAGAUAAUGGAUAAAAACCUAAUCAGCCUGAACUGUCAACACAAAUACUGCCUAAAAUGUUUUAUGCAGCUCAUUAAUACCGCAAUGGCUACCGAAAAGCUCUUCCCACCAAAAUGCUGUCUUGAGGAGAUACCACAACGACUUAUCCUUGAUAAUUUGGACCAUAAUGGAAGAGAUGCAUUCAGAUUGAAGGCGCAGGAAUACUCCAUUUCUGAACCGCAUCGAGUGUAUUGUCCCGAAAUAACGUGUGCGAAAUGGAUACCUCCCAACAAACUCAAAAAAGGCAAAAAUCCUAGUCAAAAAAGCUGCCCAUAUUGCCGCACUGAGAUUUGCACACUCUGCCGAAGCCUAGCGCAUGCAAACUUGAAUGACUGCCCUCAAGACUAUGGGCUGGAGGCUACACUGGAGGAAGCUGAAUAUCACGGCUGGAGAAGAUGUUACAGCUGCCAUUCUAUGGUUGAGUUGACUGCCGGUUGUCGGCAUAUUACUUGUAAUUGUGGAUCGGAGUUCUGCUACACAUGCGCAGCUCGGUGGCAUACAUGCGACUGUACAGAAGAUGAUCACCGACGUAGACAAACUGAAAUCGAAGCCCGACGGCUGCAGCGGGAUCGACAAAUUCAAAAGGAGGCAGCUGAGAUCGCAGAGGCGCUUGCCCAGAUUGAACGUAUGGAGCGCGAAGAAGCAAUGGAGAGAGAACGGAGGGGAGAGGAGCAACGUCGCAAGGAAGAAGAGGAGCUCCGCGACAAAGAGAUGAAACGGAUGAUGCAUAUCGCUGCCACACUGCGGGGCUUGCGAACUGCCUUGUCAAGUAUCAAUAAGUACCAGCAGACCCUCCUAAACAAGAGACAUGAAAAAACAGCCCAUAGCCUCCACAGCAGGACCACAGCUGGAACUUCAGUGGUGGAGCAACAGCGGGAUAAGCUCCUGGAGGGUCUUCGAACAAACCAGAAACAGCGCAUGGAUCAACUGAUAGUUUCACAAAAGGCUGAAUUCGAUAGCAUGAUAGCUCGCCAUGAAGAAGAGGAGGACGACACACUCCUCACCGUCUCGCGCCAUCUCAAAAGGAAAACCAAUCGCGAGAGCAGAGAGAAGGCCAUCCUAGAUAAACUCGAAGCCUCCCAGGAAAGCGAAAGGCGCGGCCUUGAACAAUCCCAUCGGCAAGCAAUCCUUACGCAGGAGCAGAAUAACAAUCUAGAGCUAAAAGCUCUCGAAGCCGGAUUAGCACGCGACUACACCUCAACCCGCGAAACGGAGCUAGACACCUCCAAACUCACCCAGAUGGUCCUCAUCGAUCGCAGCUGGUUUACCGCGGCGGUCGAGAAACGCUGGAUGAUGCUUGAUGAGUACAGAUUCCGACUGAUCGACACGGGCGCGGAUAUUGAGGAACUGGCUGCCGUGGAGGUUGUACCGGAUUCUGUCGAGUUACCUGCCGACUCGGAGUUUGGAAAUGCGAAUGCUGAGGUUAUUUCUACUCCUGUCCAAACCGCACCCUUGCUGGUGUCCGUAACAUCUUCUGAGCCGGAGCCGUUGCUAGAGCCAGAGUUGGGACCCCAACGUAGGCAUGUCGUUCCGGCGGCUCCAUCGAUGCUAGGCAAGCAGCUAACACCUACAGCGGUGGUGUCGGCUCUUCCAAAGCAGAAAAAGAAGCGGGUAUUUUCGCGAUUGAUCUGA